Messenger RNA from Paramormyrops kingsleyae, 11974 nucleotides. It is a transcript of the gene stard9, whose product is annotated as StAR-related lipid transfer (START) domain containing 9. The record is from RefSeq and is a predicted model, not a curated record. Lineage: Eukaryota; Metazoa; Chordata; Actinopteri; Osteoglossiformes; Mormyridae. Gene Ontology annotation, molecular function: microtubule motor activity; ATP binding; lipid binding. Gene Ontology annotation, biological process: microtubule-based movement.
CCCGUAAACAACGCCAGGGAAGCGAAGCUGGCAGCGAGGCCGCGUUUCCGUGGCCCCGCCUCGGUCUCCUCCCGUCCCCUCGCCGCUGCCCCGGCAGCAAGUUUUUCCGCAGGCGCAUGGAGAAGGCGGCGGACCUGACUGAUGGGGACAGAAGUUUACUUUUGUCCCCGUUUGAUUAGCCUGCGUGACGUUGUUUGUAGGUUUUUAUAUCUGAAUAUCAUAAUUUUGUCGUUUUCUUUCGGUGCAUCGAAACGCAGUUGCUUAUACCCAAUAAAGAAAAAUGUCAAACGUUCAAGUAGCGAUUCGGGUUCGCCCACUUAACGCAAGGGAGACGGCGGAUGGGGCACGGAUAGCGCUGCAAGUGGAGGACAAGAUAGUUAGGAUAAAGAACAUGAAGCUUGAUGGUCGUCCUGAUGCACACGGGGACUCCAGAGAGAAAGUGAUGGAGUUUGGGUUUGACUACUGCUACUGGUCUGUGGACCCUGAAGGCCCUGACCAUGCGUCGCAGGAGGAGGUGUUCCAGGACCUUGGUGUGUCUGUACUGACAGGUGCAUCUGAGGGCUACAACGUUUGCCUUUUUGCUUAUGGCCAGACAGGCUCAGGGAAGACCUACACCAUGAUUGGGACCCCCGCUUCCAUUGGGCUCACGCCAAGAAUCUGUCAGGGAUUAUUUAGGGCAGAUGGCAGCUUUCCUGAAGGACAGAGCUCUUGCAGAGUGGAAAUCAGCUUUUUGGAGAUCUACAACGAGCGCGUGCGAGACCUGCUGAGGCACUCGAAGCAGAAGAAGCCCACCACACUGCGAGUUCGAGAGCACCCAGAGAAAGGGCCCUAUGUGCAGGGUCUGUCACAGUACGUGGUGUCUGACUACAAGCAAGCCGUCGACCUUCUAGAGAUGGGCAUCGCCAAUCGCAUCACUGCUGCCACACACGUGCACGAUGCCAGCAGCCGUUCACACGCCAUCUUCAGCAUUCAGUACACUCAGGCUAUACUUGAGAACAAUCUCCCUUCAGAGAUUGUCAGCAAGAUCAAUCUGGUUGACCUUGCUGGCAGCGAAAGAGCGGAUCCACACUACUGCCGGGAUAGAAUCACAGAAGGAUCCAAUAUCAACAAAUCCCUGGUGACCCUAGGAAUCGUCAUCUCUGCUCUUGCCCAGAACUCUCAGAUGUUCAGCAGCUGUCAGAGCAUUAACAGCACGGCCAGUGAGGGCGAGUGCAGUGUCGCGGGUAGCCAGUGCAGCUCGUACUCGGGGGGCGGCAGACGGCAGUGCUUCAUUCCCUACAGAGACUCCAUUCUUACAUGGCUGCUCAAAGACAGCUUAGGGGGCAACUCUAAGACCGUCAUGAUCGCCACUAUUUCUCCUUCAUGCAGUAGCUACAGUGAAACGCUCAGCACCCUGCGCUAUGCUGCACACGCGAGAAACAUUGUCAACAAGCCGCGCGUCAAUGAGGAUUCCAGUGUGAAGCUGAUCAGGGAAUUGAGAGAGGAGAUCAAUCGGCUGAAGAGCAUGUUGCUGAGCUUCAAAAUGCAGCGUAACCCAAGUCCAUCUCUGAGUGAAGACAGGGAUGGAAACCUCUCUGACAUUGUCCUUCAAAAUGAGCUGAAGGUUGAGCAACUGACAAAGGACUGGACCGACCACUGGCAUGACAAGAAGGAGCUGCUAGAGCAGUACAGCGUGGACAUCAACCGCGAUCGGGCCGGGUUCCUGAUCCGUUCUCUCUUGCCACACCUCAUUGCCCUGGAUCGGGACGUCUUGAGCACAGGAGUCAUCUUCUAUCACCUCAGGAACUUUCCUUCUUGUCCUCUUUCCACAACUUGCUCUGUUCACAAAAGUGUUCAGGAAGGGGUAACUAAGAUCGGACCACAAGACCAACAAGAGGAACCUCAAAUAGUCCUGCAGGGUGAAGCCCAAUGUGAGAUUGUGAACCAGCAUGGGGUGGUGACACUGAGACCGUUCCCUGGGAGCGUCUGCAUGGUGAACGGGCGCGAGGUGACGGAACCCUGCCAACUAGCACAAGGGGCAGUGAUCACUUUGGGGGAGGUCCACAAAUUUCGUUUCAACCACCCCGCUGAGGCAGCCAUCCUAAGAGAGCGAAGACGGGCCAGUGAGGGAGCGCUGAGCUGCAGCAUGUCUGACCUCAGCUGCCUCGUACCACGACCAAGCGAGAUAGAGGAGGAGCGCUGGGAGCAGGGCGGGGGUGAGAAAGGGGCUGUUCCCCGGCAGCGGGUGCAGGAGCAGCAGAGGUACGUGAGGAGCCUCCGGGAGGAAAUCCAGGUGGAGCAGCAGCGGGCCGAGCGGGACCUGGAGAGGGAGCAGGCAUACCUGAGGCAGCAGCAAAGAGAGAUUCAGCAGUGGGCUCUCCAGGAGAAGCAGCGUCUCUCAGCUAAUGAGAGAAACACAGAAGAAUCUGAAGCGCAGACCGAUCUCGUGUUUAAGGUUCUCAAAGGAGGUGUCAGAGACACGGUGGUCGGAGACAGAAAGAGGGUGGUGCAGGAGGAGCUGCUGCGGCACCACGCACUGCGCCGGGCCGAGAACCGGGUCCGGCGCAAGCGGCUGCACUACCAGCUGGGGAGGAUUGCUCAGAAGCGCCUCCUGCUGGAGGCCAAAGGGGAGCUGCAGUGCCUGGAGUGUGCCCUUUCUCCUGAAGGUUCCACGUCAUCGGAGCCUGGCUUGCCCGUGAAGACAAAAGGAAGCUCAAAUGUCCUCAGAAGGCAUUCGUUCUCUGUAGACCUCCUGUCACGUCUCUAUCCUAAACACAGCCCUCUGUUUAGCCAUAUUAUUAGAAGAAACAAGAGAAUGAGAAAUCGUGCCAAUACAUUGCCUACAGGAAACAGAAGCUUGGAGGGCAAAACCAGAUCUUUGGAAAGCCUAAAGGCAGGAUUACUACGUCCUGAUCAGCUAAACGGUGGACCGAAUAAAAGAAUGCCGUCAUUCACCGACAUUAAUGUCAUCAAAAGUGGAAAGGAAGAACUACAGCAAACUGGUUCUUCAGAACUGCAUGGGAUGGACAACAAGAAAGCAUCUUCAACACAACUCAACACUCCUUAUAGCCCACCCAAAAUUUGCAAGUCAUCAUCCAAGGGCAGCAAAAGUCUGGAGAGAAUACGGAAGGUCUUCUCCCAAUCGGCUGGGCCCGGAAUCCGGACUGCAUUGUCGAAAUUCUUUCGCAAGCCACCAUCAGGGUUUGUGGGUAAUAAAGGUAAUCAGCCAACCAGUACUUCUCAGUUCCAAGGAAAUAAAGGAGACGUGAACCUGGAUGCAAAGACUGAACAGUGGCCGUUGAGUAUAAGUUUGGGGCAAGGGGGCGGGCAUAGUGAGGAAGCUGUGAAUAAGGCAUCAGUGGAACAGGCCGGGGAGAAACCACCGCAUGAGGGAUCGCUGGACAAUAGGAAGGGAGAGGAGGAAGAGGACUCUUCAGAUUGUGACAGCUCAUUCUCUUUGGACUCACUGUCAUCAGCUUACACCAAAGCUCUGGCUGAACAGCUAAGGCAUGAGGAAUUUGAAGGUGGGAACAACAGUGAGCCAGAAAGUGUAAACAGUCAGAUAUCCCAGGAUUCAUUGGUGAUGGAAAACAGCAGUAAAGCAAAUACAAUGAGGCUGAAUUCUAAGGAGUCACUGUCUAGUCACUGCUAUUCUCAGGUGAAUGAGAAGAAGUUCCUGACUGAGGAGAUUAAUAAUGAAAUGUUUUCCUCCCUUGAGCCCCGUGCAUGUGAUGAGAUGCCAGCAGAAGCAUUCUGGAAUCUCAAAGGUUUUCACAUGGCAAAAGCUGGAAAUGAAAAGGAAUCCAAAACGGAGUUACUCAGUGAGCCUCAAUCAAAGGCAAAAUCUGCAGCUCUCUUAUUAGAAUCUAAAGGUGCUGAAGAGCAGGAGGGAGGACCACAACUAUUAGCCAACAGUUCUAGUCACCUUUCCUGGUCAGGUGCCAAAGAAAAUGAGAAUCUGUGUGUGCUUACAGAUGCCUGGUCUUCUACUGAGCCACCUGACAGUCCCAGUAUCUACAGUGGCUCAAUCGCAAUUAGCCAGUCAGUAGAAAUACAUCCAGUAUGUAGCAUCAGCCUUCAAAACAGCACAGAUAUCACUGAAAGCGUUAGUGGCUCUGAAACCCCAACCAUUCACAUGAAUGACAGUAAAGAUGCAACAUUAUUUCAACAAGAAUACUGGGAUUCUGAAAGUGAGAAUUCCCAGGUGGUUGGAAUGCUGGAAGAUCACAAGACAACUUCUUCAAUAGCUGCCAUAAACAGUACUAUAAAAGAAUCUGUUUAUUCUGGAAGUGGCAAUCUUGAGGAAUGUUCAGAAUUUGUAUCAGGUAUGAAAGGAGUAGUAGAAGACUCUGCAACACUGGAAAAAUCAGGCAUGCAAAAGAAUGAUGAUGAAAAGGAACAUUUAAGCUUUAAGACAAGUAUGUGUAAACAUGUAGUUGUUGCACCUCUUUUAUGUAAAAGCAACUGUUUCCCUUCUGAAGGUGAGCCUAGGACUUUUAACAGCAUGGAGACAUUUCCAAAUGACCUAUCAUUAGACAUGGAGUGUGUCGGUGCUGAUAAGUCUGUAAGUCGGGGCAGUGCUUCAGGCUUUCUUUGCAAUAAUACCUACUCUACUUCUGAAGACAAAUUUUUAAAUGUCAAAAAUGCUGGAGCAGAAGAACAACAAAUGGAUGGUAUUGAUUCUGCAGUAGGAAGUCAGUCAGUCAUCAUGUCUGCAUGUGAUACAGACAGAUCAGGCUGUCAUGAAAUUACUGUGCCAUCCAACUUACCUUUGUCUACAAAGUUAUAUAGUGAUCCUUUUCCAAAACGCAUUAUUGAUUUUAAUGAGGCUUCUGUCGUAAACACAUUGGGACUACCUUUUAGUAAAGUACUUGAAGAUACUUUGUUAAAUGAAUCAGAACUUAAAGGCUCAAGCAGAUACAGCUGUCAAGCUAUGGGAAAUACCACUGAAGAUAUAAAAGUGAAGAAGGCUACAAUUCUGAAAACCCAAGAUAGUGACACAAUGCUAAAUGAAAGCCAGGGAACAAGUCAGACUUUGCUGAGUACAGAAACCGUCUUUGAAUCAAAAAACCUUAAGGUGCAAAGUAUGAACCCAAAAGAAACUCUUAAUUUUCCUGUCUCUUCUGGGUGUUAUUGGAAUGAAGGCAAAUGUACAGGAAGUAUUGCUGAGGGUCUUUCUGCUGACAGGUCGUGCAGUGAGUCUGAUCAUCAGAUAUACCUGAAAGGGAAGCAGUGGGCAGUUGUUUGUGAUGAGACCAAAGAUUAUUCAGUGAAAACCACUAGCAAGGGAUACAAGCUUGGUGUAAUAACCAAGUGCUUAAACCAAGGCAUUAGUCAAAAGGUCUACUCCUUAAAGGUACAUAAAACUCUCCAGACCGGUUAUAGAUGCAAGGAUUUCAAGAGAAGGAAACUCAAACUAGGAUUUUGCUACACUACAACAAAAUACCGUAGGAAGAAAAAGGCACAAAACAAGGCAUGCAUUUAUCAGGAAAAAAUUGGAAAGCAAAAGAGCUUCCAGAAAACCCAAAGCAACCACCUUCCAUUUUCUGAGUUCUUUGAAGUUAGCACCCCUACUCACCAAAAUCCUACAAACCUUGUUGAUAUCAAAAAAGCUAACCAUAUAUCUGUUAUGUACAGUGGUUUGAAAAAUUGUAAGAAAUGCAUUUCUGCUGAGAGUGUAGAUGUUUCAGUAGGUAAGGAUGAGGAACCUGCACAUAAUAGAGAGACAGUGACUGUAAAACAAACAGCUGAUAUUCAAGAAAGAAUUAAGGAGCUCUUGGAAUACUCAGGAAGAGGCAACACAGAAGAGAGUGAUCCCAGUCCAGUAGAUCAGAAGAUCUCUGAAGUAGUAAAAGAACAUAUGGAGGUAACCCUUAAAGAGUUUGAGGAAAGCUCAAACAGUGAUGAAUUAGUCUAUGAAGCAACGACUGCUGAAAUGGAAAUGGAUCAGAAGAAAAGUUUAUUGCUAGAACAAAUGUCCCUCAAAGAUAUGGAUAAGUCAUUUUUUGCUGUGAACAUAGCAACAAGCCCUUCUAAAAGCAUUUCAUUAACGUCUACAAACUGCAAUAAAACCGAAGCAACAAGUGUAAUGUCAGAUACCUCACAGAAGAAUGCCUUAACCCAAAUUCAACACUGUAGUCCAGACCGAGAGGUAGACAGACCUGGCACGAACUCUGGUGCCUCUGUGCAUAAUAUAAUGAAACACAAAUGCACUGUUAUGGUGGUUACAGAUGGCAGGCAAACAGUUUCAGAGUCAAACAAAACUUCCAGUUCAUCAGAACUGAGCAAUCCUGCAAAUGAUCCUGUAAUAGAUGUCUUCAGAAACCAGCAGGUAGAGAAACACCAUGAAGCCAAUCACGUUCAGGAAGAGGUCACACUGGAGUGCUGCACAGCUGAGUGUCAGUCCAUAAGCAGGCAUAAAAUUGACUUAGCUAGAACAGGUCUAUGCCUGGACAGUGUUAACCAAGCAGGCUCAAAACAGAAUGUAGAGAAGCAUAAUAUACGCUCAUCUACAUGUCUGUUUGAAAACUGCCAUGAGAAUGAUUUGUCCAGGCAGGUUCACUUCAGCAAGCCAGCAAUACAAACAGAGGGUGAUAAUUUAAGAAAUACUUACGCCUCAACUGUAGGGUCACCCAUUACUCAACUGAAGGAUGAUCAAAGGAGUACCUCUUUUCAUCAUGCAGAACACACCAGUAAAAGCUGUUUGAAGAGAAGUCAAAGCAGGCUAAAUGGCCCCGGUACUGAAGACUGUGAUGUUCUGCCUAAGUCACACAAGCAAGCCCAACAGUCACACACAAAUAUGGAUAUUCACAUCAAGCCCUUGUUGCCAUCUGCUAAAAUGUCUAAUGCAAAAAUGAAUUUGCAUGAAAAUGUCUCUAGUAUCGACUCUCAAAAUUUAGACAGACAAAUCACUAAAAACUGCAGAUUAAAUUUUCUGGAAGAGCAGUUAUGCAGUGAAGAUUCUCCCCAAAAAGUCUCUUCAAAGUAUUUAUGUUCAGCUGACAGUCAGUCUAAGGUUGGCUCAGAAAUCAUUCUUAGUAAAGAAAUCUCAGAUGAGGGAAAUAAAAAAUUUCAUAAAAGAUCAUGCAAGCUUGUAGAUUUUACCAAAGCCUUCAAACAGGAGCAAAUACAGGAAUGUCUUGCAGAAAGUAAGGAGAGUGGAGAGGGGUCUUUCCAAAGACUUUAUCUGAAAAGUGAAGAUUCUAAAGAAGAAACCUACAAAGUUGGUACUAAUUCACCAACCCCUGCACUUCAGGCUACACAAGAGGACACUAUUCAUCAAACAAAAGAGUUUGAAUUCCAUUUAAAUUUUCUGCAAAGUUACCCAUCACCACCAAACAGAUGUACUCAACUGACAUCAGUUUACACGGGAUCUGAUUGCUGUAUGGAAGUUAACAAUGAGAGCAAACCACUCUCCAGUUUUGCCACAUGUACUCUCAGCCAAGAUUAUUAUCAACAGGAUUCUGAUAUUUUUGACAUGCCAAAAGAUGCGGAUAGUAGCUUGGACGAUAUCAACCCUAGUGGCAAGACCUCAACCUCAUCUUCUGAUUUAAAGGAUUCGUGGAAGCAGUUACAGGACAAUAAAACAUGCCAAGCAAAACCUCGGCAAAAAGGAAAGUUAAAGAAAUUAUCUCGAUUAAAUGCAAGAGCAGCUACCACUUCCUCUUCUGAUUCUUCAGCUAACUUUUCUUCAGAAGAAGUGGCAGACAGGCCUGCAAGACACAAAACCAUGCCCGAUAAUCAGAUCCAGUGUAAACAAGAUGUAUCAGUUAAAAACAAGAACACAUGCAAAGACCACUCAAAAGACUGGACUGCACACUCCUCUUCACCUUCCCUGUCCUUCCUACAAAAUGAUGGAACUAAAAAAGAAUUAGGAGAAACUCUGAACCACAAAUCUAGUACUUUAUGCACCAAGACAAAAGAUAGAGAUAUUAGUAAAAGAAGAGAUGGAGAAAAAGGAUUCCAAGAGGAAGAUACUGAAAAAAAGAAACUCGCAGAGGUGUCCAAAAGUGAUUGUAUACAAAAAAAUGUCUUUCGUUAUACACAAAAAACCCCAAAACACUUCAGUUCCCUCCUUGCACCAAAAGCAAUGGUACAAGAUCUGCAGAACUUUAAAAAAAUGGAUACGACAAUUCACUUUACCUCGAGUGAUGUUAAUCCUUUUAUCCAUUCAUGGCAAGAUACAGCAACUCAAAGGCAGCGUAAGGUUUUUGGAAGUGCUGCCGAUAUCUCUAACAAAACAGCUGAGCUUGAUGGUGCUGGCAAUAGAUCAGGCAGGUGCUGCAGUGUUGAUAAUGGACUGAAUGUUCAAAGCUGCCCUUUUUACUCCCAUCUCAGUACAUUUGCCAAUAACAAAACACUAUCCAGCACUCUAAGUAGCAUUGAAGGUUGCAAGGAGCAAGGCUCUUCAGAAUGUCAGUACGCUUCUAAUCCUCUCCUCAAAGUGCAUAUGGGAUCCUAUGAUUCUUACUGCAGUGACAUCUCUAGAAACCUGGGCAACAGCUCUGGUCAAGUAGAUGAAAUAAUGUUGGUUUGCCCUUCUGAACAAGAGUCCUCAGGUGCUGUACAUAAAGAAUACUCAGUGUUGACUUGUAACCGGUGCACCCAGACAACUGUACCACAUAAAAAGCACAAAAAUAUAAACCAUCAGCGAAGGAGCAGAACUGAAACACAAAGGAGCAGCAUGGGUGCUGAGGACACAGACGUGGUCUCUACAUUAGCAAACCUUCAGAACAUGUCUCUACAUCUUUCGCAGUUGAUCUACAAUACCUCAGAUCUUUUAGGGAACAUGGAAGCCAUGGAUACAACUCAUGUCACAGUAAAUAAUAAAACCUCAUCUUCAAGCAAAUGCAGCAAGAGAGACUGCUCGACUCAAACAGCCGUUGACGUAGCGAUCCAAACAGACAGCAUUAUAAAGCCAGUUUGCAGCAAAAAUAUGCAGAAAGAACAACAAACAAAGGAAAAAGCUCAGGAAGUUAAUGUGACUGUCAGAGUUGUUGGUGUUGAGACUCUUAGUAUUUCUCCAGAGAAGGAAGACAUUGCUUUGCCCUUACAGGGAAGGACCUUUAAGAAAAACACUGCUCAGGAAAUGCCGACUUUGCCUAAUCUAAGUGGAUGCUCUGAGGGGUCACAGACUGCAAUGGAGAUAGGUCUUCCAGAAGUUAAAGCUUCUACUUCAUCCUUAAAAGAUGAAGUCGUUUUUCAGAGUUUCUCCCACUUAAAGUCUCUGGCAAGUCCCAUUUUCUCUUCUGAUCACGUACCCAGACAGUCGUUCGGUACCAGCAUUGGAGGCACCAAAAUGAGAGGUAGUCUUUUACAGACAACUGCACUGAAAACUCAGACCCCAAGGAAGGACAAUGCUUUUCAUCGUGUUGCAAAAGGAGUUUAUGUUACAGAUCGUGCUUCUUCUCCUAUUCUAACUGUAGAAGCUGGAGUUACCCAGAUGCUCAAGAGUAAAUCUAGUCAGAGCUUAGGUAAUGGCCAGAUGACUGGACUGCAGGAACCCACGAAGGAACUGGUUUUGGAACACAUGAACAGUCUAUCUUCUACGGCCUAUAAAUUACAGAAACUGAAAGAACAGUGUUUCUCAUACAAGCAAGCAAAAAUUUUAGGAGAAAGAUCUCAAUAUGGUGAUCAGCCAAUUGAAUCUUCUGGCAAUAGAUACAUCAGUAGUGUUUCCCUGGAAAAUGUCAGAAGUUUGAAUUAUACCCCUUUAAAUAAGAAAAUUUUACAAAAUGAUAGUUGUGACAGAAUCAAGGAUCAGCUGGUAAAUGUAAGAUCUGGAGUUCCUAAGCCCCUGAGUAUGCAAUCGGCAGCCCAAGGUCCUAGAUCGUCCCAUUUGUCCAAAAUUCAUCAGGCUUCCUCUGCAAUACCUACAUAUAGAAAUGAUCCACUUUUUGACUGUAAACUAGAGGAAUCUGAUAAUAGACAGCAAGUUUACAUUCUUGACAAGGAGUUAAGCUUUGACAACCAUACCCUUGAAAACCACCAGAAAGAAGUUCAUUAUACAGGAAAUGCCUUGAGGAAGCCAGAACCUUUUGUUAGGGAGGAAACCGUUCAGCUUCAGGAAGAUGAUGCUGUAUCAUUGAUGGCAAGUGAAUGUAAUACGGACAUACUCAUCAACACGAGACCCCUUGUGGGUGAAACGGAAAAAGAAUAUCUGAGAAUCCCUGAAGAUCUGCCAUUGCACAAUAAAUUCACUAACUGGUCAGGUGUCAACUGUUGGCCCCCUUCAAGUCCAAGCAGCAGCUUAAGACAAUUAUCCCAAGUUACCUCCAGGCAAGAAAUGAAGGGUAGCCAUUCAGACCUUGGUUGUUCAGAAAGCCCUAAAACAGAAACAGCGAUGCUAACUGACAGCAGGCUAAGGGAGAUUGAAAGAUUGAGGCAGGAGAGAGAGCAGGUGAUGGCAACUGUUCGACUGGAUAUGAACCAUCGUCAGCUAACUGUAGAAUUAACAGAAGCCAAGCUCCACUAUGGUUUGGGGGAAACGGAUGCAUUACUGAAGCUAAUGAAGUCUGGCUCUAUUGAAGAAGCUUGUGAUGUCCCCACAAAGCAGCAACUAUAUGACAGACACCGGCGGAGCAUCGAGGGCUUGCGGCACGAAAGAGAAGCACGGCUCCAAAGUUGCAGACGGCCACGUAGUCUGAGCCCCAGCAAGCCGACCCCUGGAAGAAGGUCUGAGCUUCCUGCUGGAGCCACUGAAUUGCCCAGUCAGCAACGGCAGCACUUGCAGAAGCUCCGCCAGGCAGUGGUGACAGACACCAGCUUGACAGUCCCGCUGAGACAGACAGGAGAGUGCCCCUCUGAGAUAGAGCUGCUGUUAAAGGACUAUGGGCGUGCCCGUGAGGUCGCCAAGAGCGAGAUCGCCCGGGCCCGUGAUCGGCUUCGUGAGAGGACUCAGCAAGAAAAGAGGCGACUCCAUCAGCAAGCUCUGUCUCAGCUGGUGAAGGAUGACCUGCGGUUUCGAACUCGUGUUAGCAGUAGUACCUUGUGUACUGGGUCAAGCCUCAGCCUGUCCUCUGGGCCGACCUCUGGCUACAACAGCAGCAACACUGCCCGAGUCAAAGAGGGCAGCAGACCUUCAUGUCCAUUGCAGAUCUGUGAGCCCUCAGAAGAUGGCAGAGUAAAAUUCAGAGGCUGUCCUCCCAAAAGUGCUUCAUUGGACGUGGAUCCUCACCGUUCAUGGGCGUCUGCUGAAGAUGUUCGUGUGGAGGCCACAGUCAACAAGAGUGACCCUCAGCUCCUGUCCACUUCACAUCCACGUGGGCAUCACCGUAGUUUGUCUUUCAACUCGAUGCCUUCCAUACCCCCAGCAUACCAGGACAUCGCUGCCGGCGCUCUGUCUUCCGCCAUUGCGGAGAUAUAUUCUGCUGGUAAUGGAGACUUGAUGAACUUACUGGCAGGAAAGGCCUCAAGUGGUUGGAGAUACCAGGGAGCAGAGCGAGGUGUGCACGCCUUCUAUAAGCCCUGCUCAAGCCCCUCCGUGCACAGCUUCCUGGGGGCCGCAGAGCUGCAGAGGCCUCUGCCCAGCCUGUGGUGCAUGAUCCGCGACCUCUCCAAGGCGCACCUGUACCAUGGCUCUGUGCAUUCCACCUGGACCCGCCCGCUGGAUAGCAGCACUAAGCUGGUCUACCUGCUGACAGAUGUCUCUAGUUGCCGUCUUGUUCAGCCACUAGACUUCUGCUGCAUCAGCAAAGAAUCUAAACAGGAUGGGGAAUGGGUCCUGGCAGUACGCUCUCUGUGUGAGAAGUCCCUUCUGCCAUCCAGUGCAGAGGCUGUGCGUGGAGAGCUGUUCCCCAGCGCCUGGCUCCUGCAGCCCAGCCAGCAGGAGGGUAGGGAGGUCGUCAGGAUGUUUUACUUGCUGCAGGUGGACUUGAAAACUGCGGCCCUCUCUCCAAGGCUCCUGAGCUCAGUGGCUAAGAAGCAGGCGGCAGUCAUUUCUGAGCUGGAUGAUUUCUUCUCCCUCUGACUCCGGAGGAACUUCCUCUGUUGUAAA